Molecule: messenger RNA, 5682 nt
Organism: Maniola jurtina (meadow brown)
Lineage: Eukaryota; Metazoa; Arthropoda; Insecta; Lepidoptera; Nymphalidae
Gene: Rsod
Exons: 24
Coding region: 132-4592 (1486 amino acids)
Biological process (GO): superoxide metabolic process
Molecular function (GO): metal ion binding
Source: RefSeq, a predicted model, not a curated record
CCAAUACAGCCUUCUCUUUCCUUAAGUUGUUGUUCCAUUGACUCACUGCCUUUCACUUAAAGUAACAGACAGACAUGCAUUUAGUGAAAUAGUGAGCGAAGUGGUAAAAAUAUGUUUACGUGAAAACAAAGAUGUGUAACCAACUUAGUCAUCUACCAAAGUUUAUGUGCUUAGUUCUUAUUAACUUAGUGUUUAUUACUGAAAUCAACGCACUAGUUCUACGCGCCUACAUCUCGCAGCAUGGCUUACACGGAGAAAUCGAAUUCUCACAGAAGAACGACACCUUCAUCAACAUCAGAACAAACCUCAAACCAACUCUUCAAUACCCUGACGGCGUAUGGAGAUGGACUGUCCACGAAUUCCCUGUGGACUAUAGAGAUUUGUCCAACGAACGAUGCUCUAUCGAUAAUUUGGGGCAAGAGCUAAUAGAUCUGACUGAGGAGUUGGGCUAUUUGAUAGUACCUGGCAAAGACCAUGCAGAGUAUGAGAGUAAGAACUCUUUGACUGGUGCUCUUGGGCUUUGGGGUAAAAGCAUUUUAUUGGAAAACGCCGAAAAGGAUAGGACAAUUUGUGCGUCGAUUUUAACAACGGAUAAGCGAUACGAAAAACAUGCUGUGGCUAGAUUUACGGCUCCUAUUGCAGGGACUUUGGAUUUUAGGUGGUUAUCAGCCCGAGAGUUCAAUGAGACUGAUUCGUACCUCCAAGCCGAUUUGUACCACGCCAAAGCAGUUAAAGUCAGAAAUGGCUUCACUGAACAUAAGUGGAAACUAUUUGUGACUGAUAUCUUCGAUUCUGAUAAGGGAAGCCAUGAAGAUAACUGUAAUGUCCUCCAACUAGUCUUUGACCCUGAUAAUAGUGGCGAUGGAAUGAGCGUAGGAGACCUAGACAGUCGCUUAGGUCUUAUCAAAGUAGCCACAGAUGCGAAUGAAAAGAAAAUGAAGAAAUUGUACAAGGAUGAGGUUUUGAAUGUUCUGAGGAGUGACAUGGAAGCGACGAAAAGGAAUUUGUACGUUGUGUUAUUUGAUGAGAGACAUGCCGAUAGCUUCCUGGCCUGCGCUAAGUUGAGGUUGACGCCACCAAAGUUUACCAAAGCCCUAAUCAACAUGGACGGCAUCAAAGGCACAGUGGAGUUCACCCAGCGCUCUCCCUUCGACCCGACCUGGGCGAACUUUACACUCGGCGCUUCAGACGAGGAUUACGAGUCCAACCUGCGCUUCGUGAGUUCCAUGACCCAGUACAGCAUCAGGGAGCUGCCUCCGAAGCUGCUGGAGGCAGAGCAGUGGAACAACAUUUGCAAUACCACGGGGAAUUUGUUCAAUCCCACAGGAGUUGAUGUUAAGAACUUACCUCCACCGGGUAUGGGUACACAGGACCAGUACCCAGUGGGUGACCUGCUGGGCAAGUACAAGGAGCGUACGGAGUACCUGAACCACAAGUACUUACUACCAGGCCUGGUCAAUGAGCUCAGUGGCGCCUACUGGGACGUGUUCCUGCCUCUGAGUGGACGACAGAGCGUGAUGCAUCGAGCCGUCGUGUUGACGAGGAGGCCCCCCAAAAGGGAGAUAUGCGCCACCAUCCUCCCAUACGAGUAUGGCACAGAGUACCAGACACAGAUGAGCUCAGCGCAGGCCAUCUUCCGCUACCCCCUGGUGGGGAGGGUCAUAUUCCGACAGCCGCUGGAGAGGCCGUGGGAGGAUACGACCAUCAUCAUCGAGAGUAUGGUUCACGCGGAUGGGGCCAGCAUAAACAACACCUUCGAGCACCGCUGGGCGAUUCACGAGAAUCCACCAGGCAAGGACUACUACAACUGGACACAGAGAUGUUUGAGUGCUGGCAAGGUGCUGCUGCAGCAGGGUUUGGACGUGGACACCAGGCAUCCUGAGCAUUACUGCCGACUUGGGCUUGAAGGACUCUGUCAGUUGGGAGACUUUACUACAAGGCACGGCAUGUUGAACGUAGCGGGAAAGAAAGUGGACAGCGCGCGGCUCACGAGGAGGUUAUUCACUGACACAGUCAUAGCGUUGGUUGGUAAACGGUCCGUGAUGAAGAGGUCUCUUGUCAUCUACGACGACCAUGGCCCAGUGGCCAGGGGGGAGCGGAUGGCGUGCUCCAUAGUGAAUGGCCUCCACCGUCGCAAGGCAGUGGUGCAGGACUGGUUCGGCAACGGCAACUCCAUACGACUGUCGGGCAAGCUCGAGCUGACGCAGCAGUCCGAGUAUGACGUCACCAACGUGCAGGUCACGCUCGAAGGCCUCAAUGAAGACCUCAGGAACUACAAGAUACACAUAGCUCCAAUAGAAAAAGAACUUGAAUUCCCGUGCGAGAAGACAACGAUAUACGAUACUUAUAAUCCAUUCCAUGUCAAUAAAUCGCUCAGCCCGCCGCCUACCAAAGGAACAGCUGAUCAGUAUGAACUGGGGGAUUUGGGAGAGAAGUAUGGUCUUCUAGAUGACUUGAAGAAGUACACUAAGUAUUAUAAUGAGACCCAGUUAUCUCUAUUCGGUGCUUAUAGUAUUUUGGGACGUUCUGUAGCUAUUCAUAAAAAGGCCAAAGACCGUCGCUGGGCGUGUUCCACAAUAGAGCGUGGGUACAGUCCGUCAGAAGCGCGGGAAAUACGGGGCAUCGCCUCAUUCCACCACCCCGGCGGAUUUGCGUAUGGCUACAUCCGCAUGACACAGCUUAUCCACAACGAUGGAAGCACCAGUGAUACUGUUAUUGAAGUCAAACUCAGGCAUCCAGGCGUGAGGGAUCGGAACUUGACGCGUAACCAUAGAUGGGAGAUCUUUGUAAAUCCCGUGGGAGUGGACGCGGCAGUGCAAGUGACGGGGGUGCGCUGCGUCGCGGGCGGGUAUCGCUGGAACCCAUACUUCACACAACUGGCGGAUCCACUCAAUCACGACCUGUACAGUCAAGAGUGUGGAGUGGACAACCCUCUGAGAUGUGACGUUGGGGACCUCACCGCUAGAUUGGGAACUAUAACGUUGGGUGCGGAACGCCAAGUGUUCAUGGACAGCAACUUCCCCCUGGAGGGCACGGUGUCGGCCAUGGGUCGUUCCAUCGUGCUGUUUGGUCCUGAACGCUCCUCUGAAAGAUUCGCCUGCGCUAACCUGCAACCUGACAAGGAUAUCAUCAAGUUCGUUAAUAUUAUGAAGCCGCCGAGAUUUGUACUGGGCAUGUUCCUGGAAGACGUCCGCAAAGUGAUGGGCGUCCCGGAGUGGAUGAUAAGCGUGGACUCGCGGCGCACGCACGUGCUGCACCAGGGCGCCUGUAUACAGAUCCUGCUGCACUUUACUGGCCCUGAGGCUAACAGGAUCGAGCUGGACUUUGCCAGGCUGCUAGCGACAGGGCGUCUCGACUCGCCUAGUCUGUCUAUACCGGGCUAUGUCAACCAGAAGAGGAAGAGAACCAUUGCAUACAAGCAGUGUGGAGUCACUGACCCCAACGAGAAAAAGGCUAAUUUAGAAGGCCCCUUCUUGUUCUUUGGUCCUAACUCCCUCGAAAAGUACCGGAGACCGGCGUUAAAGUCGUUAGAUCAAGAUGAUUUGAUGAAGAUAUACGGGGAGCAGGCGGCGAUAGUGGUGUUUAACAACCAGGAUUCCGUGCCGCUGUCCAGUGGAAACUUUCCAAGGUUAAGGAAGAUGCUGGAAAGUCAGACUACGCUGGUGCUCCCCCAGGAUUUCCUUGACGUUCACCCGGAUUAUAUCAGUAACGAGACCCAGGUGCUCACCCUGCAAGGGCCGUGGUCGGAGCGGGACGCUCAGAUGACCGAAACCUUUGCAAGGCUGCAAGACAUCUAUGGCCCAGGUCGAGUGCUGGGAGUUUUAGGAAACUCGGUAUCUCAAAUUCAAUCAUCAGACUACGACACCGACUGGUCAAGGGUGCGUCGUCAAGCCGAGGACGUGUCAUCCACCACCAGUACCAGCACCAGCACCACCAGUGCUGAGGAGGAGAAACCAGCUCGCAUCCUGCCCAGAUAUGCCCUGUAUAAUGCUACAGGUCCUCCUGGUAAAGGUGCUCUGCUCUACUCCUCCAGCUGGCCUGAACUCAGAUGGCCUGACGGCUCGUUGACGAUGUUCGACACUCCCGUGGGUGAGCCAACCGUCAAGCCCACCCGACUCUACACCAUCCUGGUUGUGCGAUUUGCUGACAGGAAUAAUACUAGAGAUAAGAUAACUCUAGAGUUCUCCUUCAAACAAUCUGGAGGAUGGUGGACAGCGGUGGGCGUGGAGAUCAAGCGUGGGCUAGAGAACACAGGGUUAAACCUGCAAGCCCCUACGCCCCCUGACGCGCCAUCAGCGGUGCUGGGCAAGGCGUACCAUUGCUCACUGCCUCUUGUGUACGCCAACGAUGAGGGUGCGACCCUCACGUUUACCAACAUACAGAUGCAACCAUUCAUGGACAGCACAGAGAAGUUCGCUGAUGCAUUUGACUGUAUCGGUUUCACCUCUGUACCCAUUUGGUCCGGGCUCAUGGUGACGUUCAUCAUGAUGAUCGGCCUCGCAGUCUCCAUCUCCAUGAUACUGGACAUCAAGACCAUGGACCGCUUCGAGACCAACCGGAGCAAGCAGCUCACUAUCACUGUUAGCGAAUAAAUUCCCUAAAAUACCCUCUAUCUGUCUAUCCACGGAGAGAAGUUAGUAUGGGGAACUCUCUGUUAUGUAAUCCCAUACAAAUGACGAAGACAAAAAUAGUUUUAACCGGUUUUUUUGGUGGGAGGCUUCGGCCGUGGCUAGUUACUACCCUACCGGCAAAACGAUUUAGCAUUCCGGUACGAUGGCGUCUAGAAACAAAAGGAGUACCUGUGGGUUUGGUGACAAACGGCCACACCCCUUCCAGGUUAACCUACUUCCAUUUUAGACUGUAUCAUCACUUAACACUAGGUGAGAUUUUGUGAUUGCAGUCGAGGGUAACUUGUGUGUGAAUAAAUAAAAAAGUUUUUUGUCGUUGACAUUUGUAAGAGAGAGCCCUUCUCUACGUGGAUAGAUUACCUAUAGAUUGAUGUCUCAAUUCAUGUCAGUCGCGUACGUCAGUUGCGUAACUAUUCGUGACGCUGUCAGCGCUGACAGUGCGUGCAUGGUGCGUAUGUCGGUCGAGCGUUUCAUCGAUGUUGUCUUGUAUCGUGCUUAGUUAGUCUAUAAUACACACGCGCGACCGACGUCCGCAGCGGACGUCAGCGAAAGACUCAGGCUGCUGAAUUCUUCUUCUAUCUUCUUAAAGAAGAAAGAAGCUGAAUUCUUAUGAUGAUCGCACAUUACAACAGCCGCAUGAACUGGAGAACUCAGAACAACUUUGCUCGCGGCUCGGCUUAUGUGCGUCCAUCAUUAACAGUGUAGGCACAUAUUUAAUUAGGAAACGUUUGUAGAGAACCUAGUAAAACUAAAAAUUUGACAGUCAAAUUGAUAACAACUUAUCUACAGGAUGUAUUUAAAACGUUACUUGCUAGCAUAAACUUAGUGCUAUUGUUAUACUACCUAAACACAUUCAGUACCAAUGACCAUAUUUGCGUUAUAGGGACUUGUAGUUUUAAUGAUAUAGUAUUUUUCAAACCCGCAAUGUAUAGGGUGCAAAACUCGGGGUCAAGGCCCGACACUACAUUUAACUACGCAACUUCAGGCAUUAGUCAGAUGUUUUAUGCGUACUUUCCAUACUAAUAUGUAUUAUAAAUGCGAACGUGUGUUUGUU